GUGAGCGGGCGCUUAAAGCUCGGCGCCGGCCGCGGCGGGGCCCAGGCGGACAGGCCAUGGCGCUGCGCGGCGGCAGGCGCUGCCUGCGCUGGCUCUGGGCGCUCGGCGGCGGCGCGGCCCCGCGGCGCGGCCUCGGCUCGGGGCGGCGGGACGGCGGCGAGGCGCCGGAGCACGGCGAGCUGCGGGCGGCCCUCAGGAAGAUCAUUGACAAGGAGAUUAAUCCCUUCGUGGACAAGUGGGAAGAGGAAGGACAGUUCCCAGCUCACAAAGUAUUUAAAACCCUGGGUCAAGCUGGAUUCCUUGGUGUGGAUAAGCCAAAAGAGUACGGCGGCAUGGGCUUGGACUUCUCCUACACGAUGGCCGUGGCAGAAGAGCUGGGAAACGUCCACUGUGGAGCUAUUCCUAUGGCUGUUGGGGUGCAGAUGAGCAUGGCCACUCCUGCUCUCACCAGGUUUGGUUCUGAUGAGUUGAAAAAAGAGUUCCUGGUGCCAACUAUCGCUGGAGAUUUUGUGGCUUGCUUGGGAAUCAGCGAGGCUGGAGCUGGGUCAGAUGUUGCAAGCAUCAAGACAACAGCAGUGAGAGAAGGCGACGAAUACAUCAUCAACGGCGGCAAGAUGUGGAUCACCUCCGGCUGCCAGGCAGACUGGAUGUGCCUGCUGGCAAACACCAGCCCAGGGCCCCCUCACCGCAACAAGUCCCUCAUCUGCCUGCCCAUGGACCUGCCUGGGGUUCACGUGGCUAAGAAGAUAGACAAGCUGGGCAUGAGGUCGUCAGACACAGCUCAGAUCUUUUUCGAAGAUGUCAGAGUGCCCAGCAAAAACCUCAUCGGUGAGGAGGGGGAGGGCUUCACCUACCAGAUGCUGCAGUUCCAAGAGGAGAGACUGUGGGGAGUAGCCUCUGUGCUGCCCGCCCUGGAGAAGGUGGUGGAGGAGACGAAGGCGUACACAGGGCAGCGGCAAGCGUUCGGCAGGCCCCUGCUGCACAACCAGGCCCUGCACUUCCGCCUGGCCGAGCUGGCCACGGAGCUGGAGCUGCUGCGCUCGCUGCUCUACCGCGCCACCGAUCUCUACCUGGAAGGCAACGAUGUGACCAAAUUUGCCUCCAUGGCUAAGCUGAAGGCAGGCCGCCUGGCGCGGGAGGUGGCCGACAGCUGCCUGCAGUUCUGGGGAGGGAUGGGCUUCACCAGCGAGGUGCUGGUGAGCAGGCUUUACAGAGAUGUGAGACUGCUGUCAAUAGGAGGUGGUGCAGAUGAAGUCAUGCUGUCCAUCAUCUGCAAAUACAUGGGCAUGCUGCCCAGCAAGUGAUGCUUCUCCACUCUGCCUCAGGGAUGAAGCAAGAGCAUGGCUGAGCUGCACAGGCAAGUGACAGGCAGCAGUCUGAACACUCCUGGCCUCCUGCAAGGUUCUGGGGUUUUUCUCUGUCCCAUUUUUCAGCAGUUACUGCUUUGGAAAGUCCAAUGAGCCCAACCAAGCACCCAGGAAAAAAACAUGAGGGUAGAGCUACAAGAAAAUCAAGGCAGGUCUACAUUCUGGAGCAUCUGACCUGUCCUUCAACCAGAACUUGGCUGUGGAUGCUGCAGUGGUAGCUUCAUCCCUCUUCAAUGGAGCUCUGCUUUCAAGAUCAGCAAUUAAGGCACAAAGUAUUCCCUGCUGUAUUCAGCUCCUGGGGAAGGGUUUUGCAAUUCAGAGCAAAAUCACUCUUCCAUCUUUCACUUCUUGCCAGGAAUCAUUAAGAUCAGCUCUGGCAUCUUUGCCAAGUCCACAUGGAGCUGCACUACAGCUGUGGAUGUUCGGUGGUGGGAGUGGGGGUGAAUUUUGGUGGUAGGACUCUGUAAGCACCAGUUUAAGAAGCUCUUGGAGGCUGAACUUCUGUAGCACCUUACCAUGUGCUGUGUGUAAUUAUUAAAGAGGAAUAGGAAACAG
Molecule: messenger RNA, 1922 nt
Organism: Pogoniulus pusillus (Red-fronted tinkerbird)
Lineage: Eukaryota; Metazoa; Chordata; Aves; Piciformes; Lybiidae
Product: probable acyl-CoA dehydrogenase 6
Exons: 10
Coding region: 57-1304 (415 amino acids)
Biological process (GO): fatty acid beta-oxidation using acyl-CoA dehydrogenase
Cellular component (GO): cytoplasm
Molecular function (GO): flavin adenine dinucleotide binding; acyl-CoA dehydrogenase activity
Source: RefSeq, a predicted model, not a curated record